UCAAACGGUAAACAAUGUAGCAGACCGAAUCGUUUAGCAGUUUCAAAAUCAAAAUUAAGCACCUAUAUUUUUAUACUAUCAUAUUGCAUGAAUUUAAAUAGCUGUCAGAGGAAAUGAGGUUUAACGAAAAGGAAAUCGUUUGUUUUUCAGCUGAGCCUGGCGACAAGGAAGGAAGAUUAUUUUACAAAAGCCCUGGUUUCAGAGAAGUUUACAAGGAAAGAUGGUUUAAGCUCAAAGGAAAUCUACUUUUCUACUUUCGAUUGAAUGAACAUGGAGCAGUGUUUGAGAGUGAACCUGUUGGUGUGAUUGUUGUUGAACAAUGCAGGAUUCAGCCUGAAUUAUAUACAGAGAUAUCAAACGCCUUUUCUAUUACAUUUGUAAAGGAUUUUGAAAAAAGACACUAUUUUGGAUGUCAAACUACAAAACAGUGUGAAGAAUGGAUGAACUGUUUAAAAGUGUGCAGCUAUGAAUACCAAAGAACACGCCUAAAAGAGUUGCAAACAUUAUUAUGUCAAAGAACUGGAAUUGAUCCCCUGGCUGCAUUUUCAAAGAUAAAUGAGAAAGAAGUUGAAGAGACAGAUGCUGACAGUUAUUUCAACCAUGUUCAUUUAUUUUCUAAAACAAUGGUUCAUUUGUUCACUUUGCAAUGA
Messenger RNA from Uloborus diversus, 650 nucleotides. Its product is annotated as pleckstrin homology domain-containing family J member 1-like. Gene Ontology annotation, cellular component: recycling endosome; early endosome; trans-Golgi network. The coding region runs from base 114 to 650 and encodes 178 amino acids. The transcript has 7 exons. NCBI's taxonomy places the organism in Eukaryota, Metazoa, Arthropoda, Arachnida, Araneae, Uloboridae. Gene Ontology annotation, biological process: retrograde transport, endosome to Golgi; receptor recycling; endosome organization. The record is from RefSeq and is a predicted model, not a curated record.